AUGACAGCCAGCACUCUCGACCGUCUUUCUGCGCUGGACACCAACACGGUGUCUGAUGCGCUAGACUUUCUUGGCCUCCCUGGAGCCACUUAUGGUCUUCGUCCCCUUUGGGACUGUCCCAAGAUUGUCGGUCGCGCCAGCACCAUCAAAGUUGGACCCAAGACUGAGGGCAGCCAACCUACUGUGCAUCUGAUCACGCCCGUGAUUGACGCAGUAACAACCGAUGACCGUGUACUCGUCAUUGCCGGCGGCACCGAGGGUAUCUCAUGUUGGGGAGACAUUAUUGCCAACGCAGCCAAAGCCAAGAAGAUUCGUGGUUCUGUCAUUGAUGGAAUGAGUCGUGACAUCGAUGGUAGCCGGGACAUUGGUUACCCUGUUUUUGGUCGUGGGGUUACCAUGAUCAGUGCUCGAAAUCGACUCAUCCAAAUUGACUCUGGAACCGAGGUUGAGAUGCGAGGCAUCAAGGUGAAGCAAGACGAUUAUGUUAUCGCUGAUAAUUGCGGAACCGUCUUUGUGCCUGCCGACCGUAUCGAGGAGGUGCUGGAUCUGGGAGAACGCAUUGAUCGUCGUCAGACCAACAUGCUUCAAGAAGUCCGAGCUGGCCGUUCAGUGGCAGAGGUCAUGCAUGAUAAGCAAUUCCAUUCCAUUGCGUCCAAGGGUCAGACAAAUAACGACACGCCCAAGGGAAACCCCAAGCAACCCGACCCUGAGGAUCAAGAACUUGUCGCCUUGUUUGCCGAUUCUGAUACCCCUGGAGUCUCGGAUGCCCUCGACAAGCUUGGCAUUCCAGGACAGGCCUUCAAGAUCAUGCCCCUGACCAACUACCAAAAAACCACGGUUGGGCCAGCUUUCACUGUGCGUUACGUGCCCGCCAGCAACCCCCCUGGAAGUGUGGGCGAUUUCAUCGACGAUGUGGCUCCUGGAGAUUUCGUUGUGAUUGACAACGGAGGCCGCACUGACUGCACGGUCUGGGGAGAUAUUAUGACCCAAUACGCCGGCCUACGAGGCAUUGCGGGAACUGUCAUUGAUGGUGUGUGUCGCGAUGUCGAUCGUGCCAUCAGCGACAACUACCCGGUAUUUACGGCCGGACGAUGGAUGCGUACAGGCAAAGACCGAGUUCAAGUUGGGGGAGUUAAUGAGUCUAUUGGCGUGGGAAACGUGAGAGUGAGUCCUCGCGAUAUUGUGGUGGCUGAUGCGAAUGGUGUUGUUAUCGUGCCUCGGGACAGGGCUCGUGAGGUGGCUGCCCUUGCAAAGACAAUUGAGAAGAGUGAGGAGGGUAUCAGAUCAAUGAUAUCUCAAGGGUCCACAAUUGCUGAGGCAAGAGAGAAGCUUGGUUACCACACGCUGCAGCGAAAGGGGUAA
Fusarium vanettenii 77-13-4 is the source of this 1362-nucleotide messenger RNA. RefSeq lists its product as uncharacterized. The coding region runs from base 1 to 1362 and encodes 453 amino acids. The record is from RefSeq and is a predicted model, not a curated record. NCBI's taxonomy places the organism in Eukaryota, Fungi, Ascomycota, Sordariomycetes, Hypocreales, Nectriaceae. The transcript has a single exon.